GGGCGUUGCAGAUUGAGCUAGAGAUCUAGAUUUUAAUAGCCCCACCAAAUUAAUUAAUCAACCUAACUAGUUGUACUUGUACUGUAGCUGUCAUGUCUGAGAUCAAGGCGAAUGAAUCUCCAGUCGAGAGUGGAAGGGUGGAGGAGGUCAUCUCAAUGAGAGUUCUUGAGGCCAAGAACCUUUCAACCUCCAAUGACCUGAGGUCCAGCAGGGACACCUAUGUGUGUGUGGGCCUAGACCAAGAAGAGAUAUUCAGAACAGCAGUGGUAGAGAAAAGUCUAACUCCAUUCUACGGUGAGGAGUACAAGUUCACUGUCCCUCGCUCAUUCCGUCACCUGUCCUUCUACGUCUGGGAGAGUUGCAGUCUGUCUCGAGACACAAUGCUGGGAAAGGUUGCCAUCAGCUGUGAGGAGCUCAAAAAUGACCCUGUGAGGGAGGAUCGCUGGUACCCCAUCAAGCCUAUAGGUCCUGACUCUGAAGUACAGGGUUGCGUGCAAGUGUCACUGAAUGUUUCUGAGAAGUUAAUGCUGAAUCGUAGUGGUGUCGGACAUACUCAGUUUGUCCUAUCAGUUCGGGUACUUGAAGGAUGUGGUCUCAGUGUGUGGGGUACAAGUGGACUGUCCGACCCCUACUGUCAGGUGUUGCUGUUAGGUAACGGACCAGGGAUACAAUCAGAGCUGAAGCGUGGCCAAGUUCACAAGAGAACCGUCAAUCCAAAGUUUCAAGACAAUUUCGACUUCCCUAUCAAUAGUGUCAAGGAUCUACGCAACAUCAUUGUCAGAGCAUCAAUAUGGCAUCAGUCGCUGCUCUCUGAGGAUGUAUUCAUGGGCCAGGUUAACCUGCUGAUUGGAUCUCUCGAGCCGGGCAAGGCUCACACCAGCUGGUACACCCUCCUCCCACGCCCCAACGUCUCUGGAAGAAUCCCACAACCAAGUAUUGGGACCAUGAGGAUCAAAGUAAACUAUGCACUAGACUACGUUCAUCCUCGCUCCUCCUAUGAGCCACUCAUCUCCCUACUGGCACGCAGCUUUGAGAACGGGGAGUUCAGCAAUAGUGCAAUGUGGCUGCUAAAUGAAUGUUCUAAAGACCGACCUUCCAUGGGACGAUCACUGGUCAAGACAUUCCUGUCCCUUAAUAAGCUUGAAGAGAUGAUGCGUUAUCUGAUAGAACUCGAAGUGAAUGGCACGCUAGACCCAAACACUCUAUUCCGAGGCAACUCACUAGUAUCAAAGGUCAUUGAUGAGUUCAUGAAGGUCAAUGGACACGACUAUCUCAAGAAGACACUCACCCCCUGCAUAGACGAGAUCUACGAGGCGCGGAAAAACUGUGAGAUUGACCAAGCCAGGCUGAAUGAUGGAGACAAUGUUGACGUCAAUAUGGCUAACCUUAUGUUCUUUGUGGUCAAGAUCAUAUCAGCCAUCACUGCCUCGGCUCGCUCCUGUCCACGGAUCAUGUGCUCUGUGUUCGCCAUGCUGCGAGAGGCAGCUAUAAGAAAGUUCCCAGAUAGUCAAGAGACAGUACAGUACUCAGCAGUGAGUGGGUUUGUGUUCCUACGGUUCUUUGCACCGGCCAUCCUCAGCCCAAAGCUUUUUCACCUCAGACAAGAGUACCCUAGUCCAGUGGUGGCUCGAACUCUGACCCUUAUCUCAAAGAGUGUGCAAAGCCUUGUCAACAUAGGUGGACCAAAGUCGGCAAGUCUGAAGCACAAGGAGCUGCACAUGAGCAAACUGAACAUGGAGCUCCAGGACCAGACACAGAAUGUGAUGGCCUACCUCACGGCCAUCUCUGACCCCCAGGGGGGGUCGGAAUGCUCUCAGGAGGACACCGUAUUCACGGAGGGGUACCUGGUGAAGAGGUCACAAGGUCGUAAGAAGGGCCCUAAGAACUUCAGGAGACGAUUCUUUUCUUUAACAAACGCUGGUCUGAGCUACCACAAGGGCAAGGGGGAAGCCCCUCUGUGCAGCAUCCCACCAGAUGAGCUCCUCGCUGUCGAGAGAGUAGACGAUGAUGUCUUCUCAAUGAAAUUUAUGAUGCAGGUUGUUCAGCCCACUAGGAUCCUAUACAUGCAGGCCAGCAACAGUGUGGAGCAGCUCGAAUGGUUGCGUGCUUUAGCAAAAGUCUGCUCUAGUUCACCCAUGGAUUUCUACCACAGUGGAGCCUUUAUCGGGGGAGACUGGACCUGCUGUGGCAGUCCUUCGGAGGACACUACCGGAGGAUGCAAACCACUCUCAUUAGCUGUCCGGAUGUUGGGCUGUAGAGAGGACAUCGACCUUCAGAAAGAGCUUCACAAUAUCUACAAGAUGUUUCUGGCUGGUCAAGACUAUCUUAUGAAAAUGAAAGACGAGGCCACAGUGGCUGCUCGUGAGGAUGGGGAGGGUGCCGGAGCGGACCUGCCCCCACGACUAAGGACACUUUGUGAGCUGAUGGUGUUUAUCAAGAACCUGGAGAUCACCUCCACCUCCCUCCUCCAGAGCACGGCACCACGACUGGGGACCAGGGAAGCACCCUACUGCUGCUCAAGUAGUGAGGCAGUCAUCAUUAGAGUGAACUAAAUCUCAUUUUUCAUUGUUGCUUUUUUAUCUCUCCUAUUAAUUCUUGUGUGUUUUAUCAAAUUAGUGUUUUUUGAAGAUACUUUCCAUUCUAUUUAUUUCUGUAUAUAAAGUCAAUUGUUCUUCAAGCAAAUUAAUCAUGUGACACAUGACUAUAA
Halichondria panicea is the source of this 2707-nucleotide messenger RNA. Its product is annotated as ras GTPase-activating protein 3-like. The transcript has 21 exons. Gene Ontology annotation, biological process: regulation of GTPase activity; intracellular signal transduction. The coding region runs from base 93 to 2552 and encodes 819 amino acids. The record is from RefSeq and is a predicted model, not a curated record. Lineage: Eukaryota; Metazoa; Porifera; Demospongiae; Suberitida; Halichondriidae.